AUGUCUGCCGACGACGACGACCUCUUCCUGGACGACUUUAACUACAGGAUUCCGACUUCCCGGGAUACCGCAGAACCAGCAACAGAUCCCUCUAAAUACGUUGAGCAUCUCGCACAGGCAUGGAUCAACGAACGUGCAGCACCAGAUAUCCUUCAGUAUGAGAGAUCAGCAAUCGAUGGUCUUCUUGCCAAGAUAGAAGAGCAGACCGCUAUCAUCGACGAAUUGGACGCUGGCAAUGAUACAUCAAUGAUUAUAUCAAUCCUUUACCAAACGGAACUUGAGCGCGUCAAGUUUGUGUUGAGGAGCUACUUGAGGACGCGGAUAUCCAAGAUCGAACGGUUCUGCGAGUUCAUCCUUGCCGACCCCGCCUCAAAGAAAAGACUUUCCAAAGCAGAAGUUAUCUACGGGGAAAAUUUCCUGUCCUCACUGCCUCCCUCGCUGCAAGGUCAAGACGAUGCGAUCUUUGACAGGAAGCUAAGCAUGAUAUCGCAGCCCAGACUGGACGAGGCAGUCUUUUGCCGCAUCAUCGAGGACAUCGGCGACUUUCAGCUGGAUGAAGAUGAGACAGUCGUGCUGGAGACAGGUCAGAUCUACAUCUUUAGAUACAAAACUGUGCGCAUGCUGCUCCAGCGUGGUCAAAUAGAGCUCAUCUGA
Molecule: messenger RNA, 654 nt
Organism: Gamsiella multidivaricata
Lineage: Eukaryota; Fungi; Mortierellomycota; Mortierellomycetes; Mortierellales; Mortierellaceae
Exons: 6
Coding region: 1-654 (217 amino acids)
Biological process (GO): DNA-templated DNA replication; double-strand break repair via break-induced replication
Cellular component (GO): GINS complex
Source: RefSeq, a predicted model, not a curated record